AAAAAAAAAAAAAAACCGUAGAAGCCGUCACCCCCAUCCCCAACUCUGUCAAGCACGAACCUCUUCCUCUUUACAACCAAAGAAAACCCUAGCCGCUCUUAUUCCCCUUAUCCUAUCCGAAUCGAACCCCCUCCAGAAUACCCAAAAAUUAUUCGCCCCAAAAAUCCUCACUCAUUCACACACUCGCUGAUUUCUCUCUUCAUCCACGAUUUCUUCACAAAGCAGUCUCCGAAAAAAUAAUGAUUCAAAAAUAGCUUUCCAAAUUCAACUCUGAAAUUUUUAGAUCUGGUCCGAUUUCUGUUGCAUUACUUCUACAACUCCUGGGUGUUCGAGUUUGAUUUCGAUUUCAGAAAUUGAAGCUGCAUUUUGUUGAUUCGGUUUUCGCUGAUCUCCAGCUUUCCCUUCGCCUUUAUUUGGUUAUUCAAGUUUGUCUCUACUGCUGUUUAGAGAAGUGUGUAAAGCUGCAGAGAUAUGGCGAUGUUAAUUGCGGCACGUCGAUUAUCAGCUGGAUCAGCUUUAUCAGAUUCACUGCGUUAUACCUCUUGCUGGCGGUUUUUCUCUACCUCUUUCAGGGAGGAAAAAGACACAUUUGGUCCCAUUCUCGUUCCAUCUGACAA
This is a messenger RNA of Nicotiana tabacum (common tobacco), 617 nucleotides long. The record is from RefSeq and is a predicted model, not a curated record. Lineage: Eukaryota; Viridiplantae; Streptophyta; Magnoliopsida; Solanales; Solanaceae.